GAAAAGUGAAGCUGAGACACCGGACAACCGGCACCGGGAGAGUGAGACAGAGGCAGAGGAAGGAGUGGGAGCCGACAGAAGACCAGGAUGGGUGACAUAGCAGAGGACAUGGCGACCUUCUACUCCAAUGCGGAGGGCUACUGGAGGGAGGUCCCGCCCACAGUGGACGGCAUGCUGGGAGGCUAUGGCAGCAUCUCCAGCAUUGAUAUCAAUGGAUCCAAGGCUUUCCUGCAGAAGUUCCUCGGUGAAGGGGAAGGGAAGACGGGUACGGGCUGUGCUCUGGACUGUGGAGCCGGCAUCGGGAGGAUCACCAAGCGAUUACUGCUGCCUCUGUUCAAGACGGUGGACCUGGUGGAUGUGACGCAGGAGUUUCUGGACAAAGCCAAGGCUUACCUGGGAGAGGAAGGCAACCGAGUGGGGAAGUACCACUGCAGCGGCCUGCAGGAGUUUAUACCAGAGGACGGACGCUAUGAUGUCAUCUGGAUCCAGUGGGUGAUUGGCCACCUGACAGAUGACCACCUGGUGGAUUUCCUGCAGCGUUGCCAGAAAGCUCUGCGGCCCAACGGCCUCAUCAUCAUCAAGGACAAUGUGUCGUAUGAGGGCGUGGUCCCAGAUGAGGUGGACAGCAGCGUCUGCCGCGACCUGGAUAUAGUUCACCGUCUGGUGGGCAGAGCUGGCCUCCGCAUCGUCCACGAGGAGCAACAAAUGAACUUCCCAAAGGAGAUCUACCAAGUCCACACACUGGCUCUCAGAUAGGACUAAGGAGUGUGAGAGGGGACAGCCUCAAAUGCACAAUAUUACUAAUGUGGAAAUUAUGUUUUUCUAGUGAGCAAUCCAUUUAUUAUUAUCUGUUUGAAAAAAUAAUCUGCAGUGCCAUGUGUUUGUUGCUUACUCCAUGCAUCGGUCUUCUGCUUUUUUUGCUCCGUCUCCCGUUCAAGAAGGAACAUUUCUCGUGUCAUAUUGGCCAGUAGAAACCAAUGCACAGUGUCUGGAAGUCAUUAAUCUAGACUACAAACUACAGCAACACUCUUAGCAACAGUUUUUAGUUGUGUAUAGUUCUAAUGAUCACUCAAGAUUUCUUUUUUUACCCACGUUGGAACUAUGAUAGUGCAGGGCAGCUUCACUGAACAGAAGACUGAUGUGACUGAUCACUGGACUCAGCAUGUGAUAACAAAGAUUUUGUGGCUGUGUUUUACUAGCAGGGAUGUGUUGAUGAACAUUUUUUGGCCCCAGAAUUCUUUAAUAAUAAUGGGCACUUCCAACACUGAGUCUGAUCUCAUACUGAUAUGAUAUAUAUUUACAUAAAUGUUGAUUAAAUGUAUCUGACCAGUUGGAAUAA
Centropristis striata (black sea bass) is the source of this 1339-nucleotide messenger RNA. It is a transcript of the gene ntmt1, whose product is annotated as N-terminal Xaa-Pro-Lys N-methyltransferase 1. Gene Ontology annotation, cellular component: cytoplasm. The record is from RefSeq and is a predicted model, not a curated record. NCBI's taxonomy places the organism in Eukaryota, Metazoa, Chordata, Actinopteri, Perciformes, Serranidae. Gene Ontology annotation, molecular function: N-terminal protein N-methyltransferase activity. The coding region runs from base 88 to 756 and encodes 222 amino acids. Gene Ontology annotation, biological process: N-terminal protein amino acid methylation. The transcript is spliced from 4 exons.